Messenger RNA from Racocetra persica, 133 nucleotides. NCBI's taxonomy places the organism in Eukaryota, Fungi, Glomeromycota, Glomeromycetes, Diversisporales, Gigasporaceae. The record is from the annotation of a GenBank genome assembly.
GGAAAAUAUUGGCAGAAACUCUUUCUUACACCAACAAUGUCAAGUGUAUCUGCAUUAUCUUAUGAUAAAACGCAAGAACCAAUAGAUGCAUUAUCUGGUGAUGAAGCUCAAGAAUCAAUAUACGAGUUGUAUU